This is a messenger RNA of Erigeron canadensis, 3102 nucleotides long. RefSeq names its product putative pentatricopeptide repeat-containing protein At5g52630. Gene Ontology annotation, molecular function: RNA binding; zinc ion binding; protein binding. The record is from RefSeq and is a predicted model, not a curated record. The coding region runs from base 93 to 1781 and encodes 562 amino acids. Gene Ontology annotation, biological process: RNA modification. Lineage: Eukaryota; Viridiplantae; Streptophyta; Magnoliopsida; Asterales; Asteraceae. The transcript has 3 exons.
GGGAAGUAUUUCUUAUGAUCGUUUUUUAAAUAAAUUUUUUUUGAAUCAACUGCUUGCUGAGUGCAAUUCCUUUCUGCAAAAAUCAGAAGAAAAUGGAAGACCCUCGCCGGAUACACGCCCAACUAAUCAAAACAACAACCACCAACGUCAACCACCGUUUCCACCUCAACAAUCUUCUCAACCAUUACUUCAAAUCCAACCUCAUCUCCGACGCCGUCAAUCUCUUCAACCAAAUCCCAUCCCCAAACGUCGUCUCAUGGACGUCCCUCAUCUCCGGCCACUCCAACUCACUUCCGGCCCUGACCCAUUUCAUUUCCAUGCUCCGUCACCCCACUUUCCCCAACCAGCGCACGUUAGCCAUUGUCUUAAAGACGUGCGCAUCUUUAUCUUCACUUUCAUUUGGUCUCCAGCUUCAUUCUCUAUCCAUCAAACUUUCCCUUUCCUCCCAACCCUUUUCGGCUUCUGCCCUUAUUCAUUUCUAUUCUAAACUUCGCUUUCCAAACAAUGCACGUAAGGUGUUUGAUGAAAUGCCUGACAAAGAUUCUGUUUGUUUUUCGUCCCUUAUUGUCGGGUUAAGUCAGAACUCGAAACCCGUUGAGGCUUUGUGCUGUUUUGCUGAAAUGAGAGGUUUUGGGUUUGUGUCUAGUGAUUACAGUGUUUCUGCUGCAUUACGUUCGUGUGCCGAACUUGCUGCAUUGGAACAAUGUAGGAUGGUUCAUGCUCAUUCGGUGGUGAAUGGUCUUGAUUUGAAUGUCAUUGUUGGGACUGCCUUGGUUGAUGGGUAUGGAAAAUGUGGGAUGGUGGACGAGGCGCGUUUGGUGUUUGAUGAACUCGUGUCGGUUAUGAAUCUUAUUGGGUGGAAUGCUAUGAUGUCUAGCUAUGCUCAACAAGGUGAUAAAGAUUCGGUUUUGGAGUUGUUUUUCAUGAUGGAGUCUCGAGGUCUUGUCCCGGACGGAUAUAGUAUUUUAUCCGUCAUGACAGCUUUUUGUAACGCGGGUUUUGCUGCUGAGACUGAAGAAUGGUUUAGGAAGCUGGAAUUAGAGUAUAGAUUGGAACCAUGGAUUGAGCAUUAUACAUGUUUGGUUGGUGCCUUAGGUAGAGCUGGAAGAUUAGAGGAAGCAAACCGUAUAGCCUUGACAAUGCCAAAGUAUAAACCUGACGCUGCAAUGUGGAGAGUUUUGCUAUCGACUAGUGCACAUCAUGGUAAUGUUGAUAUGGUCAAGGAAAUGAGUCAAAGGUUACAGGAACUUGACCCACAAGACGACUCAGCUUAUGUGAUUGCUGCAAAUGCUUUUUCUGGUGUUGGAAGGUUGGACAAAGUGCAAGAAGUUAGGAAAUUGAUGAGAGAUAGGAAAGUGAAAAAGGAAGGAGGGUUGAGUUGGAUCGAAGUUUGUGGACAAGUUCAUGUCUUUUUGGCAGGAGACCGUCGUCAUGAUAAAACGGAGCAAAUUUAUACGAAGUUAUCUGAGUUAAUGGCGAAGAUACAGCAAUUAGGGUAUGUGCCCAUUUGGGAUCAAAUGUUGCAUGAUGUAGGGAACGUAGAGAAGAUAGAAGCACUUUGGUAUCACAGUGAGAAAUUGGCUUUAGCAUUUGGAUUGGUUGCUGAUGUGGCACCACGAGGGAAGGCAUUGAGGAUUGUUAAGAAUCUACGAAUUUGUAGGGAUUGUCACGAGGCCUUCAAAUACAUCAGUCACGUGGUGGAGAGGGAGAUUAUAGUGAGGGAUGUUAAUAGAUACCAUAGGUUUAUAAAUGGUGGUUGUAACUGUGGAGAUUAUUGGUGAUCUAAGCUUGAGUGGAAGGAUUCUGGUUUCAUUACAUAAGUCAAACAACACGGUGUGUUUGAUCUUCUGUCAGGCUUUCAUGCUGUGGUUGCUGAAAGAUUGUAAGGCCUGGGACAAUGUAGAAAUGCACUUCUGGUAAUGUUGGGUGCAUCCUUUAAUAUUAACACGGGACAACAUGACAAUGGGAUAAUGAGCUCUGCUACCCUCGGGGAGGUAGAAAAGUUAAAAGGAAUGAUAUCUACCUGAUCGGUUGCUUUCUUGCAGCAUUGUUGAAGUUCAUACAAACCAGGAUAUACAUAUUCUCCAUUGCUAAAUGAGCAGCAUGCCAGUCUAAGAGGCAUACCAAAAUCUAGUUGGAAUGUAAAACGUACCUAGCAUUAGUAAAACAUAUUUUUUUGUAUUCGGUUGUGCUACAUUACGUAUUGAAGAAUUGGACAUAUGGGAAUGAAAAUACCUACCUGAAGACGAAGACGAUUAGAUAUAAAACAUAUGGGUUGUUUAAAUGUUGGGUAUAUUAUCAUCUGAGGUAGUCAAUUGUUUAACAGGCCUGGUCAAUUUGAGGUAGUAAUAUAACUGGGAACACAAGAAGAAGAUAAUCUACCAAGAAAGUUACUAUAAAUUUGAAUGCUGGAAGAUUUAAGAAUGUAAAUCACACGCAGCAAAUAUUAUUAAUAAACUGUUGGAUGGCCCCUCCUGCGAUCCGAGUAAUCAAUACAUGGAUAUUAAGGCGUCAAAGUUUGUUUAUCCUUACUUUCUGCUAAGCUAAUAGCAAAUGUCUUUUACUCCCACUUUGUAUCAUUCAGCAUCAGAUACCUGCGUGAUCACAUCUAUGUUUAUAAUUGGAAACUAAUUUUGGAGGCAAAUUUAAGUACUUGUAAUAUGUACAGCGUCAAAUAAGCUUCUAUGAUGGAUUCCAGAAACCAUUAAGUUGUUUGAAGACUGAACACUAAUAAAAAGGCGGUAUAUGUUCAUAUGCGAGGCGCACCCAACCAUCUGUGCAUUUUUUAUUAAACCAGUAAUUAAUUUGGGUGUAGAUGUUCAAAGAUGCAGGCACAUAUAUCCGUCGGCGAAUUGUGCUUUUGCUAGUAGCUUCACUAAUAUCUCUACAGGCUCAUCAAACAGCACGAAAACAGUCAGUUCCAUCGGUCACGUCUAGCUGGAGCGUGUAGCUGUUUCGUAUUUGGGGAAUUAAUUAGGAGUAUGGUUAAAUCUAUAGGUAAUUACUCCUUACCCAAAUGUGAGGGGAAUAAUUUAGACUAGCUAGGUAAAUACACCUUACCCAAAUAUUUAGAUUAAAUCUUUCAUGUACUUUUGUAAAUAA